AUGGGGCCUCUGUGUGCCCUGUGGGUGGUGCUCACCCUGCUGGAAGCCUGGACGGGCCAGACCCUGAACCCUCCAGCCAUCGCCCCGGUCUUGCAGAGUUUCCAAGAGGACCAGAGUCGGGGACAUCGCAUCUCCUCUGCACAGACAAAGGCUCAGAGAGGCCAGCUACUGGCCAGGGUCACCCCAUCCUGCCAGAAACAGGGCAGCCACUGGCUUCUGCCAGUGUCACUGUUCCAGGGGGAGUGGUUCGUCCUCGGCCUGGCUGGCAACACAUACAGGAAGGCAGACAGGUCCCUUCUGAACUCUUUCAUUGCAACGUUUGAGCAAACUGGGAACGGCCGCCUCAGCGUGUCCUACGCCAUGACGCGGGGCCAGCGCUGUAUCACCUGGUCUUAUGUGCUGAUUCCCGAGGCCCAGCCUGGGAAAUUCUCAGUGGACAACAGUAGGUGUGAGAGAGUGGGAGGUGGGAAGGAUCAUGGGGGGCACUGGUGGCAGGGCCCUGACCUGGGGCUGCCCCCUCCGUGCCCAGGGCUGUCCCCUCAGUACACAGGGCUGUCCCCUCCAUGCCCAGGGCUGUGUCCCCUCCAUGCCCGGGGCUGUGUCCCCUCCGUGCUUAGGGUUGUCCCCUCAGUGCCCCCGGACAGCCUGGAGGAGGUGCAGGUACAUGACACCAACUACACCACGUUCGCCCUGAUGCUCUCCAGAAGGCAGUCGGGCAGCCCUCCUGUCAUCAGGGUCCACCUGCUGUGUGAGCCCUUCGCCCUCCGGGUAGUGGGUAGCUGGGGCCAGAGGGAGCAGGGAGGCUGGGCGGUACUCCUGGGCCUGGGACCACACUGGGCAGGGACACCCACCACUCACAGUCCAUUCCCAGUUGCUAAGGGCAACGCCGUGUUCUUGGGCCCCAGGCAGAAUGUGGGCGAUUGAGACCAGGUGCUGGAUAGAUUUGUCUGCCUGGUCAGAGCUCAGGGCCUAUUAGAGGACAACAUUGUCUUCCCAGACGUGACAGGAUCCACCGUCAGAAAUCUCGUGGUGUCACCUGUACCCAAAUUCCAGGCGGGUGGACGCAGACCCCCCAAAUCAGAUGCAGAAUAUCCGUCGCCCCAGAAAGCUCGCUGGUUCCCGCUGGCAGUCAGCGACCGUUCCGGCCCCUACAGCUGUGACCUACUUCCCAUCAGCACAGAGGAGUCUGGCCUGACUCAGAAUCGCAGUGUGUAG
Molecule: messenger RNA, 1215 nt
Organism: Hipposideros armiger (great roundleaf bat)
Lineage: Eukaryota; Metazoa; Chordata; Mammalia; Chiroptera; Hipposideridae
Gene: LCN12
Product: lipocalin 12
Molecular function (GO): small molecule binding
Source: RefSeq, a predicted model, not a curated record